AUUAUAUCAUGCAUAUUUUUGAGAGAGAGAGAGAGAGAGAGAGAGAGAGAGAGAGAAAUAUGUUUGGGAGGGCCCUUCUAAUCUUAGUUGCCGUAAUUGGCUGCUGUAUAAGCUCAAGCUCGGCGGCUGUAAGCGGCGUUGCACUGAAAACAAGCACUGACUUCGUUAAAGCUUCCUGCAGCAGGACAACUUAUCCACAGCUCUGCUACAGCUCCCUCGUGAGCCACGCAAGCGCCAUCCAAACAAGCCCUAAGCUCCUUGCUAGCACGGCCCUAAGUGUGGCCCUCACGAAGGCCCGUUCAACUUCCGCUGUUAUGGUUAAGCUGUCCAAGGCCCAAGGCCUCAAGCCUAGAGAGGUUGGAGCCAUGAAGGACUGCGUGGAGGAGCUCGGCGACGCAGUCUAUGAGCUCAGGAGGUCCAUCGCUGAGAUGGAUGCGCCCCUGAGAUCCAAGACCUUCGAACUCAUGAUCAGCGACGUGCAGACCUGGGUUACCGCUGCCCUCACGGACGAGACCACCUGCUCCGAUGGGUUCGCCGGGAGGAUGAUGAAUGGCAAGCUGAAGACCAUAGUCAGGAAGCACAUCAAGACCGUGGCACACCUCACCAGUAACGCCUUGGCUCUUGUCAAUUUAUACGCCUCCCUUUGCGUCUAAACCAAUCAGCGCCUACUCAGGUCCCUCCUAGCUACAAACGGUUUCUUAUUCAGAGCUUGGAAAAACCGACUCGAUUGCCUGAUGGAUGGUCUAGUUAUGUCACUUGGUGUAAAGAUGCUAGAGCGACUAAAGAUCGCUGUAAGAUGCAUAUUGUAUGGUUCGAAAUUAAUUAGAUGCUUUAAUUAAGAUGCUUGUGAAGCAAGCAGCGUUCAUAGUUCUAUCAAUUGAUAAAACUUUGCAUGUAACGUAUUGCUUUGCGUUUGAUGAUGAUGAUGAUGGUGAUGAAUGGCAGGUACGUUGAUGGUUGCAUG
Messenger RNA from Punica granatum (pomegranate), 964 nucleotides. Lineage: Eukaryota; Viridiplantae; Streptophyta; Magnoliopsida; Myrtales; Lythraceae. The record is from RefSeq and is a predicted model, not a curated record.